Messenger RNA from Anarrhichthys ocellatus (wolf-eel), 1652 nucleotides. Its product is annotated as probable ATP-dependent RNA helicase DDX5. The record is from RefSeq and is a predicted model, not a curated record. The annotation marks the transcript as partial. Gene Ontology annotation, molecular function: nucleic acid binding; ATP binding. Lineage: Eukaryota; Metazoa; Chordata; Actinopteri; Perciformes; Anarhichadidae. The transcript has 7 exons.
UGUAUAAUACUAUGUUUUCCCUGUCUUUUAGGGGUUGAGAUCUGCAUUGCUACUCCGGGUCGUCUCAUUGACUUCCUUGAGUGUGGAAAGACUAAUUUGCGUCGUUGCACUUAUCUGGUGCUGGAUGAAGCAGACCGCAUGCUGGACAUGGGAUUUGAACCUCAGAUCCGCAAGAUAGUGGAACAAAUUCGGCCAGACCGUCAGACCCUGAUGUGGAGCGCCACCUGGCCUAAGGAAGUUCGCCAGCUGGCUGAGGACUUCCUGAAGGACUACGUCCAGAUCAACAUUGGCGCGCUGCAGCUCAGUGCCAACCACAACAUCCUGCAGAUAGUUGAUGUUUGCAAUGACAUGGAGAAGGAGGACAAACUGAUCCGUCUGCUGGAGGAGAUAAUGAGUGAAAAGGAGAACAAGACCAUUAUUUUUGUUGAGACCAAAAGGCGUUGUGAUGAGAUCACCAGGAGGAUGAGAAGAGAUGGGUGGCCAGCAAUGGGGAUUCAUGGAGACAAGAGCCAGCAGGAGAGGGACUGGGUCCUUAACGAGUUCAGAUAUGGCAAAGCUCCAAUCCUCAUCGCUACAGAUGUGGCCUCCCGUGGCUUGGAUGUGGAGGAUGUGAAAUUUGUCAUCAAUUAUGACUACCCUAACUCCUCCGAGGAUUAUAUCCAUCGCAUUGGACGCACAGCCCGAAGUCAAAAAACGGGCACAGCCUACACCUUCUUCACCCCCAACAACAUGAAACAGGCCAGUGACCUGAUCUCUGUGCUCCGCGAGGCCAAUCAGGCCAUUAACCCCAAGCUCAUCCAGAUGUCAGAGGACAGAGGAGGUCGUGGUAGGGGGGGAAGAGGUGGCUACAAGGAUGACCGUCGGGAUAGGUAUUCUGGGGGCGGGAGGAGCAACUUUGGUGGUAGUAGCUACAGGGACAGGGACAGCGAUAGAGGGUUUGGCAAUGGGCCGAAGAGUGCCUUUGGUGGCAAUAAGGCUCAAAAUGGUGGCAGCUAUGGUGGUAACAGUGGCGAUUCUAGUGGUAGCUAUGGUAGCAACAAUUACAGCAACAGCAAUGGACAGGGUAAUUUUGGUGCUCCGGCAAAUCAGGUGGGUGCCUUUGGUAGCCAAAGCUUCCAGGGGCCCCCUCAAUUUGGGGCCAUGCAGAGGGCCGGUCAGAAUGGUAUGAACCACCCACCAUUCCCAUUCAACUCUCAGCCACCACCACCACAGGCCCAACAGCCACCACCUCCACCACCAAUGGUGCCCUACCCCAUGCCACCACCCUUCCCACAGUAGAUAUGAUAUACGCACAAUAUAUGGAACCAACAUGAUUUUGGUUUAGUCUUGAAAUCUUACAGUAUGAUGCUUAUUAUUAUUAUUAUUAUUAUUAUUAUUAUUAUCCUUUGUACUGUUUAACUUUGUUUUGCUUACAGCAGGGUUGGAAUUAUUCCGUAAACCCAGAGCAUUAAAUGGAGUCAUAGACAGGUCUCCUAGUGCAAUUAUGAUUGCCGCACUUUUUCCUUGACUGUUUUUUUUUGGGUUACAUUCCUCGGUAAUUUAUUUUUACUAGGUAAUGCAGUGUUUUCAGUUAGUGGUAUGUUUUUAAAGUGAUGUUAUGAAUUGUAUAAAAAGGGUGCGUGAGACCCUUUUCAAUAAAAAUAAGAAAAUUG